GCGACGACGAAGACUUCUGGUGAAUGUAUCAGCGUACAAGUCCCCUCAUCUUCGCCCAGCAGCUGAGAGUUCGUGAACUUGUAUGAUUCGGAGAAAUUCAAAGGUCAGGCAGCAGGACCCGUGUGAUACUCGAGCUGCCUGCGAGACAGCCUCGUAAGCCAAUAUGUCGAACAAGAGAAUAGAACAGAGCGAGAUCGAGAAGUACUGGGAGAUUUUUGCAUCUCUGUCAAAUGGCGGCACACACCUCACUGGUUCACAAGCCGCCCCGGUACUGAAGAACAGUCAAUUGCGAGACGAUCAACUAGAGCGCAUCUGGGAUCUGGCGGAUGUGGAUAACGAUGGGAAUCUGGACUUCGAAGAGUUCUGUGUGGCUAUGCGACUGAUAUUUGAUCUUGUCAAUGGAGAGUACGCAGAUGUUCCCCCUCAAGUCCCGGAUUGGCUGGUUCCUGAAUCGAAGGCACAUCUGGUACAGGCGAACAGGGCCCUUACCGGUAGGCAGGUUCAAUUUGAGCGGAUUGAAGACGAAGAUGAUUCCCCUGGAUUAAAGGAUGGUUUUGAUUGGUAUAUGAGCCCCUCGGACAAGUCUAAGUACGAGGAAAUCUACUCUGCGAACCGGGAUGGCAGAGGAGAAAUUACUUUUGAAUCACUCGACUCCCUCUACUCAUCCCUCGACGUCCCGGAUACCGACAUACGAUCAGCAUGGAACCUCAUAAACCCAUCCGCAUCAUCCGCCAUUUCUAAAGAUGCCACUUUGGCCUUCCUUCAUAUUCUCAACAACCGGCACGAAGGCUUCCGUAUCCCUCGGACAGUACCUCCAUCGCUUCGAGCGAGCUUCGAGCGGAACCAAAUUGACUACCAGAUCGAUAACCAACGCACAUCCUCACCUGCACAACGGUGGGGUUCUACUGGAGGAGAGGAGACGAGCACCGGACGGAAAGCUAAAUUUGGAGAUACAUAUCUUAGUAGAAUGGGAAUGGGUGGAAAGUCGAGCUACAAGCCUGCUGGAACAGAUUUCUCAACUGCCAAGACAACUGAAGAUUGGGAAGAAGUGCGGCUAAAGAAGCAAUUGAGUGAGCUGGAAGCAAAGAUUGAGAAGGUAGAAGCCGCAUCGGCGAAUCGGUCUGGUGGUCGGCGGGAUACUAAGCCAGCCCUGGUCAAAAGGGAGUUGGAGCAGUUACUGGAUUACAAACGCAGGGAAUUGCGAGAUAUGGAAUCAGGGGAGGGCAAGAGCAAAGUUGGAGCCAGCUUGAAGGGAGUCGCGGACGAGAUAGCCACUGUGAAGGAGCAGGUCGAUGGUCUUGAGUCGCAUCUGAGAUCACGCCAACAGGUAUUGGCAGAGCUGCAGCAAGAAAUUGAGAAUGAGAAAUCGAGUAGAUAGAUACCUUUAAUGCAUAACACC
Molecule: messenger RNA, 1399 nt
Organism: Cadophora gregata
Lineage: Eukaryota; Fungi; Ascomycota; Leotiomycetes; Helotiales; Ploettnerulaceae
Gene: END3
Product: endocytosis defective- protein
Exons: 3
Coding region: 164-1378 (404 amino acids)
Biological process (GO): actin filament organization; endosomal transport; endocytosis
Cellular component (GO): actin cortical patch; mating projection tip; cytoplasm
Molecular function (GO): calcium ion binding; protein binding
Source: RefSeq, a predicted model, not a curated record